Trichophyton rubrum CBS 118892 is the source of this 1353-nucleotide messenger RNA. RefSeq lists its product as uncharacterized. The record is from RefSeq and is a predicted model, not a curated record. The transcript has 3 exons. The coding region runs from base 87 to 332 and encodes 81 amino acids. Lineage: Eukaryota; Fungi; Ascomycota; Eurotiomycetes; Onygenales; Arthrodermataceae.
UACUCUGCAUCUCAAUCCUCCCUUUCGCUACCUACUCCAAUCAAACAGAAAAGUGAAGACCCGAGUCAUCUAGUCAGUGGCCCAAGAUGAAGACUUCGUUAAUCCUCGCCAUGGCCUUCGUCAGCGUGACCAUCGCUCUGCCCAAGGGCCAGACCCCUAGCACCGUCGUUUCUCAGCAAGCCGUAUGUUCCAAUGGUACCCCCUGUACCCAUCAGGAACAAUGCACUAGAUUUGGCAGAGAGUGUUUUUGCCAGAACGGAGGCGCCGAGGGGGCAGCUGGGCUCUGUGCAAACUGGGUAGAGUUAGCACAUGGCGCAACUGGAGGGCACUAGGCACGUUGAAACUGGGCUCUUAGUUUUGUGUCUAAGGCGUUCUGAUGGAUUGUCUAUUUCAAUACCUUCUUAAGGGGCACUUGUCAUCCGAAAUUAUUUGUGUAUUCCUUUCUUCAAACAGCUUUUUUUCUUUUGAGAACAGCGAAUUAAUUGAAUAAAGUCCCUGAAAUGUUAUGGCUCGAACGAAAGGAUUUAUUGGGGACGCAAACAUCCUGUCCUCAGCUCAGGAGACAGUUGUUUUAUCCAUAAGUUAACGCAAAGACAGCGCAGUACAACGGGAACAGGCGCCAAAUAUUAUACACGGUAAUAAAACAAGGACGAAGAAACAAAACAUAAUAUGAUGGUAACCGCUGUUCGAGUAUGCUCAUGCAUAUCGUCACUGGACCCGAGUCAAUCAACCAUUGCAUCGGUGACAGAAUGUCAAGCAAGCAAGUAAUGGGCACCUGCUUCACCCUUGACAUUUUAGAAGAUCAAGUGGUGGCUAAACAUCAGUCAAUUUCCCAGCAUCAACUGAACUUCUUUCGUGGAUAGCUCGGCGAUGCUUAAGUUCAUUUCUGUUACGAGCUACACCCUGUGCAAACUUGGAUCUUGCACGAAUUUGAGGACCUUUCCAGUAGAAGAUGUAGAUGGGUACAGUGACAAGAAAAGAUAUGCACCCUAAAAUGGUGGAGGGUAUCUCGAGGUGAUACGUAUGUUUGAUGCUUCGAUACACUGGCAAGAAGACGGUUAGAAUUAUAAGCGGUUUACUAAUCCAAACGGUGAGUGAUUAUGAGUUACAUACUUGGCGUGGAAUAGAGAGCAGCAAUGCCUGCUAGAAAGUCUCUCGCUAGGGCGUUGCCGCCUGUUGCUGAGGCGGAAUAUGGGCCAUAGCUUGCGACCAUGUAAUCAAUGGUGGCCAUGUAAAUGCAGUACUAAACGUAGUGCAAAUUAGCAGUAUAUCUUAUAAUGUAAUAUUUCCUGGAUACUAACGUUUGCAAUCGCAAUGAGCAUCGAAAAAAACAUCGGGGCGAACCAAUGCACC